Molecule: messenger RNA, 390 nt
Organism: Atta colombica
Lineage: Eukaryota; Metazoa; Arthropoda; Insecta; Hymenoptera; Formicidae
Exons: 3
Coding region: 1-390 (129 amino acids)
Biological process (GO): sensory perception of smell
Cellular component (GO): membrane
Molecular function (GO): odorant binding; olfactory receptor activity
Source: RefSeq, a predicted model, not a curated record
AUGGUUAUAAGCAGUCUGUAUAUGUUUCUAGCCAAUUAUAUGGGACAGAAUAUAAUAGACCACAAUAAUCAUGUAUUUUUUACUGCGUACAACGUUCAAUGGUAUAGAAUGCCAUUACAUAUACAAAAAGUAAUAUUAUUUUUAUUGCAAAGGAAUACCAAAAAAUUCGUUUUAAGCGUCGGUGGAAUAUUUGAAGGAUCCGUAGAACACUUUGCUACGGUAAAACAUUUGUUAGAACUUCUCCAAGAUACCUAUGAUGAACUAAGAGACGAAGAUGAAAUUGCCAUUAUGGAAAAGUAUUGGAACAUCGCAAAACGUUACACUGAAAUACUUACGCGUAAGACAAUCUCUCAGUUUUCAUUACUCAGGAAAUAUGCAAGUUUCAUAUAA